UAGUAAAUUUUCAUACGCUGACUACUUUUUUCUUUAUUCCUUUUACUAUAAUUCCGCUGAAUCUCAUUCAUUUUUUCUCUAUUAUGUUUUCGGUAAUUUCGACGAUAUUCGUGCAACUUUUCCUUAUUUUUUUCAUAAUAUUCUUUAUUAUAGUUACCUUUGUUAUUCACUUUGUCUUCUCCAUUAUUUCUAUCCGUGUCCUUUUUUGUCAACGUUUCUUUAUAUUUUUGAAGUUGAGGAUUGAUCGAAGAUUCUGCCCCAUCAUUUAA
Messenger RNA from Meloidogyne enterolobii, 269 nucleotides. The record is from the annotation of a GenBank genome assembly. Lineage: Eukaryota; Metazoa; Nematoda; Chromadorea; Rhabditida; Meloidogynidae.